Messenger RNA from Athene cunicularia (burrowing owl), 1442 nucleotides. It is a transcript of the gene CCT3, whose product is annotated as chaperonin containing TCP1 subunit 3. Gene Ontology annotation, molecular function: ATP binding; ATP-dependent protein folding chaperone; ATP hydrolysis activity. NCBI's taxonomy places the organism in Eukaryota, Metazoa, Chordata, Aves, Strigiformes, Strigidae. Gene Ontology annotation, biological process: protein folding. Bases 3 to 1427 code for a protein of 474 amino acids. The transcript has 11 exons. Gene Ontology annotation, cellular component: chaperonin-containing T-complex. The record is from RefSeq and is a predicted model, not a curated record.
AUAUGAAACGUGAGUCUGGAAGAAAAGUCCAGACUGGAAACAUCACUGCUGCUAAGACUAUUGCUGACAUUAUCCGAACGUGUUUAGGACCAAGAGCUAUGAUGAAGAUGCUUUUGGACCCCAUGGGUGGGAUUGUGAUGACCAACGACGGCAAUGCUAUUCUUAGAGAAAUUCAAGUCCAGCAUCCAGCUGCAAAAUCAAUGAUAGAGAUCAGCCGUACUCAGGAUGAGGAAGUUGGAGAUGGGACCACAUCUGUAAUUAUCCUUGCCGGAGAGAUGCUCUCAGUUGCUGAACACUUCCUUGAACAGCAGAUGCACCCAACUGUGAUCAUUGGGGCUUAUCGUAAGGCUCUGGAUGACAUGAUCAGUAUUCUAAAGAAAAUUGGCACUUCAGUGGAUGUGAACAACAAAGAGAUGAUGCUUAAAAUCAUAAAGAGUGCUAUAAACACCAAGGCAAUAAACCGCUGGUCUGACUUGGCCUGUAGCAUUGCUCUUGAUGCUGUUAAGACUGUGGAAUUUGAAGAAAAUGGCAGAAAGGAAAUUGAUAUUAAAAAAUACGCAAAAGUAGAAAAGAUUCCAGGUGGUUUUAGUGAAGACUCGUGUGUUUUGCGUGGAAUCAUGGUGAAUAAAGAUGUGACUCACCCCAGGAUGCGUCGCCUUAUUAAGAAUCCACGCAUUGUCCUUCUGGAUUGCUCGCUAGAGUACAAGAAGGGAGAGAGCCAGACUGAUAUUGAAAUAACACGGGAGGAAGACUUUGCCCGCAUCCUGCAGAUGGAGGAAGAGUACAUUCAACAGAUUUGCGAGGAUCUGAUGAGAGUCAAGCCAGAUCUGGUCAUCACAGAAAAAGGAAUUUCUGACUUGGCCCAGCACUACCUGAUGAGAGCCAACAUCACCGCUAUCCGCAGAGUGAGGAAGACAGACAACAACAGGAUCGCCAGGGCCUGUGGAGCUCGCAUCGUGAGUCGCACAGAUGAGCUGCGGGAGGAGGACGUGGGAACUGGAGCCAGGCUCUUUGAAGUUAAAAAAAUAGGAGAUGAGUAUUUUGCCUUCAUCACUGAUUGCAAAGACCCCAAGGCUUGCACUAUCAUUCUGCGUGGAGCCAGCAAGGAAAUCCUAGCAGAGGUGGAGCGCAACCUCCAGGACGCCAUGCAGGUGUGUCGUAACGUCCUCAUCGACCCGCAGCUGGUGCCAGGUGGGGGAGCAACUGAAAUGGCCGUUUCCCAUGCGCUGACAGAGAAAUCCAAAGGCAUGACAGGGGUGGAGCAGUGGCCCUACCGAGCAGUUGCCCAGGCUCUGGAAGUCAUUCCCCGGACACUGAUCCAGAACUGUGGUGCUAGUACCAUCCGUGUGCUGACCUCGCUUAGGGUAAGGCACCAGGGGCUCCUCGGAAGAGAUUCCCAGAAUCGUCUGGGUUGGAAAAGCCUUUGAAGAUCCUCUAGUCCA